This is a messenger RNA of Dryobates pubescens (Downy woodpecker), 1257 nucleotides long. RefSeq names its product histo-blood group ABO system transferase 2-like. NCBI's taxonomy places the organism in Eukaryota, Metazoa, Chordata, Aves, Piciformes, Picidae. Gene Ontology annotation, molecular function: hexosyltransferase activity. Gene Ontology annotation, biological process: carbohydrate metabolic process. The record is from RefSeq and is a predicted model, not a curated record. Gene Ontology annotation, cellular component: vesicle; Golgi apparatus; membrane.
AUGUCGGUCCCCAACCCCUGUACAUGGCGGAGGGAUGUGCUGGUGUUGACACCCUGGUUGACUCCAGUUGUCUGGGGGGGCACCUUCAACAGAGAGAUCCUCAAUGCUCAAUAUGUGCAGAAGAACCUAGUCACUGGAGUGGUCACUUUUGCUGUUAAAAGGUACGUACAGUUCAUAGAAGGGUUCAUGAGCUCUGCCAAGAAGUACUUCCUUGCUGGGCACCAGGUGAAUUUCUACUUGUUCACAGACAGCCCUGAGCAGAUCUCCCACCUUCAGAUGGGCCCUGAGAAUCACCUGUUUGUCAUCCCUGUCCAGAAUGACUCAGGGUGGCAGGAUGUCUCCAUGAGCCAUAUGGAUAUCAUCAGCAGGUAUAUCUGCAUCCAAUUCCAGUAUCAGGUUGACUAUCUCUACUCCAUAGAUGUUGAUGUCCAGCUGUUUGAACAUGUUGGUGUGGAGAUCAUUGAUACACUGGUGGAGACCAUCAGCUCCUGGCAGUACACCACACAACGUGACAGCAAACCAUAUGAGACAUGCGUCGAGUCCCAGGCUGCUGUCCCCAGGGGCAAAGGGGACUUCUACUACACAGCAAGCUUCUACGGGGGGAGCGUGGCUGAGGGCUGCAAACUGACCAGAGCCUGUUUUAAAGGGCUCUUGAAGCACAAAGAAAAAGGCAUUGAAGCAAGGUGGCACAAUGAAAGCCACCUCAACAAGUAUCUCCUGUACCACAAACCCACGCGCCUGCUCUCCCCAGAGUACUACUGGGACGAGGAGCUGAGGCAGCCCCGCAGCAUCCAGGUGAGAAGUCUGAGCCCUGUGCACAAGGACAGCAGGAGUGGAGUCCUUCAGGGACUGGCAUUGGGGCCAGUAUUGCUCCAUGAAUUUACUACAAUGGAGAGUGGACAGAAGCACCUGCAGCAAACUGUGGGUGAUACCAACUUGAGAAGUGUUGGUGUGCUGGAGGGCAGACCUGCUCAGAGGCCGUACACUGAGGCAUCUUCAGCAAUACCUCCCGCAGUGCCCGUGGCAGCCUUCGGCAGGUGUGAUCAGCGCUUCCCGCACCACCUCCGCUCCCGCCAGCCUUCCCUUCGCAGCAGCAGCGCUGGUGCCUGCUGCCAUCUGCUGGUCAGUGGCGGCCACUGCAAGCUGCUCUGCCGCAAGCCUCUGCACAGACGCGCCCCCCCCAUUCCCCCCCCCGGCCCUGCUGCCCCACCGGCCCUGGGCAGAAAUGAGAAAUUCAGCAGCCGAAUGACUGAAUGA